AUGGCCCCGCCUUCCCCACAGCUCAUCCAACAGCUCGAUGACUUACAUCAACUCAUCCUCGCUAUCCCAUCCUGGACCCAAGCAGAAAUAAACCACAACAAAGUGCAGCUGCUCAAGCUCUCGAAAGACGUCGCGACAACCGCUCUCAAAGAAGGCUACAGAGAACCGGACUGGCUUGGGGCGUCUUUAGAUGUUUGGUUUCGAAACCGGGCUAGACAGUAUCUCAAGAAUCCACAGUCCCUUCCACUAGAACUUUUUCAGUCCAAGGGUUUCCAAGAAACCCCGCCCCUUCUCGUCAAAUAUCCCCCACCCAGGUCCAUAGCGAAAGGGAAAGGUAGAGCGGUCGAUCUCCCGCCAAAGAAGAAGCCACAUAAGCCAGCGCAGAAGACGUCGCAACUCGAGGAUGACGAAUCUGACGAUCUUCAAGACCAUCGCCCGCUCAAAAGGCCACGAGCAACGGAUACAUCAGCGGAACCUACAAGUUCCAAGCCUUCGAAACCCUUACCUCCCAAAAAUCAGCAACCUCCGCCUCAGACUUCCAACCCCCAACGUUUUACUUUUGGUGGCAGCGUCUAUCAGGAUGAUGAAACUCAAGGAGCGCCCCGACCGAGUGUUUUCUCUACUUCACAGUUCGGCCACCAGGGUACGCGUGGUGUCUUCCCGCAUCGUCCCCACCCUACAGUAGUCCCUCCGACCCAGCCCAGUCCAGAGUCUAUCACCAAACUCGUCGACGAACAACGACGCCAUGCUUCCCAACUCAACGAGCUCUCCUCCGACACGACCAAACUCAUUGACGAACAACGACGCCAUGCAUCCCAACUCAACGAGCUCUCCUCCGACGCGACCACUCUUAUUCGAUAUCAUAAAGAGUACGAUCAAAUCCGGGAACAGCAGGUCGACCUUCAAAAGCGCGUUUCAGAGCUUGAGGAGAAAUGCAGCCAGCUCGAGUCGCGAAUCCAACAGGGUACCACUGCGAAACCCGAGCUUGACACUCAAGGCGACACUCAAGGCGGUUUGACAAAAGCUAGUCACGAAGGUGAGCUCAAAUGGGCACGAGACAACAUAAACCUUCUGCUAGCCGCUGUGGCAGGACUUGCCGGAGGGCAGGUGUUACUCCAGCCAGCCCUCCAGGCCCUCAUGGCGCACCAACCGCCCUCUCAGACAGCCCCAGCCGCCCAGUCUACUCCCCUCCUUAACCAAAAUCUCCAAGUCUCUCUCCCAACCCGUCAAAACUGUACGGCGCAACAACCGUCGCCUCAGUCAAACCCCGGGCCCCAGCCAAUCCCCCCUGCUCAGUCUGAUGUCUUAACUAACCAAAUCGCUCAGGCAUCCACCCUAGCUCUCCGAAAUCCUCACCCUCAUAAUGCUGGGAGCUCGACACCUCUCACCAUCAACCCGGCGCAACUCGAACCUCACCUCGGGCGAGACCACUUCCCUCCAAAUCAGCCCAAUGUUUCCAAUUUCCCCCGGCAACAGCCUCAUCUCUCCGAUAAUUCCUUUCACCUCUCCCACUAUCUCUCCCUCACCCCCGAGAAUCCGACGGACUGGAACCCCCAAGACGGCUACCCCCAUCAAAAUUACAGACUCCCGCCACCUCCAUUGGAUGACAAUUCUAGUACUCCUGCCAGCGACAUGUAG
Coprinopsis cinerea okayama7#130 is the source of this 1638-nucleotide messenger RNA. RefSeq lists its product as hypothetical. The transcript is spliced from 5 exons. Lineage: Eukaryota; Fungi; Basidiomycota; Agaricomycetes; Agaricales; Psathyrellaceae. The coding region runs from base 1 to 1638 and encodes 545 amino acids. The record is from RefSeq and is a predicted model, not a curated record.